Molecule: messenger RNA, 2402 nt
Organism: Chrysemys picta bellii (western painted turtle)
Lineage: Eukaryota; Metazoa; Chordata; Testudines; Emydidae
Gene: SKA3
Product: spindle and kinetochore associated complex subunit 3
Biological process (GO): mitotic cell cycle; chromosome segregation
Cellular component (GO): outer kinetochore; kinetochore; spindle microtubule
Source: RefSeq, a predicted model, not a curated record
GCCGCGCCCAAUGGCGUUCGUUCUGCUCAGGCAUUCAAACGAAGUUCGAGGCGCGCGGCGGCGGUGACGGGUCAUUUUGUUUCCAUUCCACCAGCAAGGGACGGACCCGGGCGAGCGAACCUAGAGCGGCUGCGGGUAACGGCUCGGCCGCGCGCUGUCGGGUGGGGCUGGGGAGCCGCCUCUCUGCCCCGUGCCGAGCUAAGCAGGGAGACAGUCCGAGAGGGGAGUGCUGGUGCCCGGCGGGGUCGUUAGCUGAGCCCUCGCUCCCGCACCCGGUGUGUGUGUGUGAUUGCAUUAGUGAUUUUCUUCAUCAUGGAGGUGACAGGAAAUUUCUUCAGCAAACUGCGUGCUUUAGCUGUCACUUUGGAGAAAGAGGCUGAGCAACUUGAACAAGCAUUAAAUAGAGAAGAUACACAAUAUGAAGAUGAAUCUCCAAUGAGAGUUUUACAUGACCUGCAUUGUGAAGUCAGGACUCUAAAGGGUGAUGUUAACGCUACCGUUGAUCAGAGUCGCUCUGAAAGACAAGAAACUUAUGAUUUCAUGAAGGCCAUUAAAGUACUGAUGCAAAGAAAUACAACAGAUCUUGAAAAAAUAAGAGAACUGUUCCAGAAAUAUGGUUAUCAACCACUUGUUAAAGAUAACUCAGUGAAGAACGAGGAGGAAGUUAACCAUGCAUCUAAGGUAUCUGACCAAGCUAACUCUGAUCAAGAGAAAGUGGAAGAUAUGUCUAGCUUUCCUGCUUGUAUUGGGAAAACAUCUAUGCCUAAGGAUCCCCUGCGUAACCCACAGCUUUCAGAUUUCGGUCUUUCACAGUACGCAUUCUCCAGAACUUGGGAUGUGAUGGAUGUACAAUCCCAUACAAAUAUGCAUAAAGAAGAUUCAAGAAAUAGAAUUCCAACUCCCAAACAGAACCCAUAUAUAGUGCCCAAAACACCAAAAUGUACAUUAAAGAUGGAUGAUUAUGAGUGUUUAACUCCAAAGCUUGAACAUUUUGGCAUUAGUGAACAUACCAUGUGUUUGAAUGAAGACUAUACAAUGGCACUUAUUAAUAAAAAUGUUCAGACAAGAAAAAAUUUUCCAAAGGAAGAUGAUAAUGAAAUGUGUGUGGCACCAGAAACAUCAUCAAAGUCCAGGGAAAUCAUGGUUACUCCUGGACCAGCAAUGAAAACACCUAGCGAAAAUGCUGUUGAUUGCCUGGCUUCUCCUUUGAUACCCGUGUUCUGCACUCCUGGUCUGAAAAUUCCUUCCAGAAAGGACAAUACCAUCUUACCCAAAUCCCCAAAGAUGAAAGAAUCAAAUAUUUCUAAUCAGACAGCAACACCCACUCUUCCAGACUUUGAAACAGGCUGGCUAAAAACAGAAAGUAAACCAUUAAAGGGGAACAAGGCUGAGUCAUUGCCAGAGAUUGAUGUGACAGUUGAACAACACAAAGAAGAUUGUGCUCCUCCUAUUUUAAGUUCUGACAAGUAUCUUGAACAUCUCGGAAGACCCUCUCUUCCAAAAAUAUCUGACUAUGAAAAUCUCCUUAAUACUCCUCCGCCUCCAGAAAUAACAAAGAUACCAGAAGACAUUCUGCAGAUAUUAUCAAAGUAUAAUCCCAAAACAGAUACACCUACAGUAAUGAAAAUGGAGACCAAAACAGGAAUUGCUACAAGAUUUGAAAGGAAUAUCCCAGAUUAUUGCAACAAAGAGAACAGAUUUUGUAUUGGUGAGGAAAAGACAAGUCGUCUUCAGAGUUAAGGUCAUCAUACCACAGUAUUCAUGAGAGCCCUGAAUGAAACCGAGAACACUCUGGCUUACAUCAGCUAGUAUGUUUGAUAUUGGGAUCCACUCUAGUUCUGUAUCAAAUAGAAUAAAGCUUUAAUUUAGAUGGACUUUUUCCAUGUCAAGCAAGAUUUACAAAGAAAUGUCUCUUUCAAAGGCUUUCUGUUUGAACUGACAAACUUAGUUCUCUUUGUUGAAGACACUACUGAAAUGUUAAAUAAACUUCUAUUCUGGAUAUAUUUGCAGAGGAUAUUCUGAAUCUAUCAAAUCAAAUGAUUGAGAGUGAGCUGGGCAUGGUUCUGGAUUUUGAGCCACAUUCAUGGAUCUUCUGAGUCUUACAGAACUUAAAGCAUUCGAAGAAAUAGAAAACCAGUGAAAAAAGACCUGUAUCUCAAUUUCUAAUAACUUUCAGCAAGUCCCAAGGAACUAGUUAUGCAAAACUCUCAUGGAAAAGAGAUGUACAUUGUCAUAACUUUGCCUUUCUUCAACAAAAUACAUCUCCAUGGCACUAGCUGCAAACUUGGAAGUGGGAGGCAUAGGAGAAAGAGGACUUCUUAUACACACCUGGGGCGAUUAAAAUCGUUUUAAUUAAUAAUUUGUACUAAAUCUCAUAUUAAAAUAAAGCACUCUCAAAAAUA